AUGAAGCUGGUCAACAAACAUAUUGAGAAGGAUGGUUCCGGAUAUGUAACGCUUCGUCCGGAGGAUGACGAGGAUAUGUGGCAUGUAUACAACCUGAUAUCAGAGGGAGAUCACGUUCGAGCCCUUGCCGUCCGCAGAGUCCAAACGCUGUCGUCUACCGGAUCGUCCGAUUCCUUCAGAGUCAAGACCAACCUCACCCUCGAAGUGACCAAGACGGCUUUCUCACCCGCUGCGUCAUCUUCUCAGAGCAAUGGCACGGGCGAGAAGAAAGAACCUACUGCGUCGUUGCAGAUUUCAGGAAAGGUAGUGGAAGAGAAUGAGUUUGUCAAAUUGGGUGCUUAUCAUACUUUGGACCUUGAAGCAAAUCGAGAUUUCAGAUUGACGAAAACUUCAGGAUGGGAUUCGAUAGCUUUGGAAAGGAUUCAGGAAAGUACACAGGAAGGUAGAGGUGCUGAGCUUGGUGCGAUCGUCUGUGGUGAGGGUACCGCCGCUAUUUGUCUGUUAUCUGAGCAUAUGACUACUGUCAGACAGAGGAUAGAAGUGUCGAUACCCAGAAAGAGGAAAGGUGGGACUUCAGGACAUGAAAAAGCAAUGGAGAAUUUCCUGUCUACAGUAUAUCAAGCGAUUCUCAGAUUGAUACCUUAUCAGGAUCUGAAAGCUGUCGUCAUAGCCUCACCGGGAUUUACAAAAGAUACAUUAUACGACUACAUCUUCCAACAGGCCAAUCUGACUUCGAACAAGCCUCUAUUAUCGUCCCGAUCGAAAUGGAUUAAAGUGCAUUCCAAUACUUCACACGUACACGGAUUAGUGGAGGCCCUAAGGGCACCAGAGGUGGCUAAGAUGUUACAAGGGGCGAAAUUUGCUAGGGAAGGUGUAGGGUUGGAUAAAUUCCACAAGAUGUUGGCGACUGACGAACUUAGAGCAUGGUAUGGACCAGAACAUGUUGCAUUGGCUGUUGAUAGGGGUGCAGUGGGAACUUUAUUGAUAUCGGAUGAUUUGUUUAGAUCCUCCGACCCAGCUACGCGUAAUCACUAUGUCGCGAUGGUCGAAGCUGUCCGAUCUAAAGGUGGUGAAGCUCUGAUAUUCUCCUCUAUGCACGAAUCAGGCCAACAGCUUAAUCUCUUAACGGGCAUAGCGGCGAUUCUGACCUAUCCGCUGGAUAUCGAGGUUGUGGAGAUGGAAGAGAGGGAGGAGAAGGAGCGGUCGGAUAAAGAGAAGAAUGGUGGAGGGAAUGAAGAGGAAUAG
This is a messenger RNA of Kwoniella botswanensis, 1245 nucleotides long. RefSeq names its product mRNA surveillance protein pelota. Gene Ontology annotation, cellular component: cytoplasm. Gene Ontology annotation, biological process: nuclear-transcribed mRNA catabolic process, no-go decay; RNA surveillance; nuclear-transcribed mRNA catabolic process, non-stop decay. The transcript has 9 exons. Lineage: Eukaryota; Fungi; Basidiomycota; Tremellomycetes; Tremellales; Cryptococcaceae. Bases 1 to 1245 code for a protein of 414 amino acids. The record is from RefSeq and is a predicted model, not a curated record.